Miscanthus lutarioriparius is the source of this 474-nucleotide messenger RNA. The record is from the annotation of a GenBank genome assembly. NCBI's taxonomy places the organism in Eukaryota, Viridiplantae, Streptophyta, Magnoliopsida, Poales, Poaceae.
AUGGCGUUGAAUAGCUCCCGAACAGGGCACCUGCGCCGCGUUGAUUCCCCAGUGAAUCUAUCAUGGGUUCCUGUCGGGAUGGAUCCCAAUGCAGUUUGUAGACUUUCCAUUCAUAUCCUAGCCCAUGAGCAGCACGUGGAAAAUGGUAGACAUGAGUAUCAUGUUAGCAGCCAUAAGAAUUGGGUUCGCAACAAGGAUACAAUUUCGUGGAUGGAUUUCUAUGCUGACUUAGAUGAAGAGAUAAAGCAUGGUAGGAACCAAAGUCUGUCUGUUACCUUUUGGGACAAGAUUGCAGGUCCUAUUAUACAUGGGGCUACAAAAGAUGCUCAUCCUUCUGAGCAUGUUGCUAAUGCUAGACCAGCUUCUGCUAAGCCUAUUGCUAACAUUGAGGAAAGUCCUGCAAAUGAUGAUCCUUUGGGUGAAGCUGCAGAAGAUGAUCCUUGGGGUCUCUCAAUCCUAGCGAGUUUCAAAUAA